ACUUUUCUGAGUAUGUUCACUAGCUGGCAAACACAUAUCUGUCACUUUCGAAAAGAGAGAAUGAAGAGGAGAUGGACUGAUUGUUGUUUACAAAAUAUCGAAUUGAUGUCAAAAAUCAUACCCAACUAAAUGGCAGAUAAAUGCCCUGGAAUCUAUUGUGGACGCUUGAAACUAGAGAAUGAUACUUGGAGCGACUGUGGUGCGUGUCCACGCGGCUACCAAGUCGAUGAGAGUCGAUGUAUUCCGUGUACAGACACUCCGACUCAAUACGAUUGGUUGUAUUUGGGAUUCAUGGCUUUGAUGCCUUUGAUAGGCUCAUGGUUCUUCAUUGAUAUGGUGUCGAAGGAACAAUCAUUCACAAAAGGGCAAUUGAUUUUACACUUCAGUGCUCUAAUGGAAGUGGUUGUUUCAGCGAUUGUUACGUUGUUCAUCUAUGAGCCAGUCUUUUCGUUUGUCAUACACUCAUGCCAGGUGAAGAAAUUGUCAGACUGGUACACGUUGUUUCACAAUCCUAGUCCGAAUUACGGAGAAAAGUUGUAUUGCACACAAGAAGCCGUUUUCCCAUUGCAAACAAUGGUGUUAGUGUUCUACCUGCUAUGCAUUGUUUCCAUGAUGAUGAUUCGACCAUGUUUGAACAAAAUAUUUCUCAAAAAAGGAAAAACUGCUAUUUACUGUUCACUUUACUUCAUACCAGUACUGUCUUUACUCCAUACCGUCGCUGGAGGUCUGAUUUAUUAUUCCUUUCCAUAUUUGAGUGUUAUUAUCUCAAUGAUAUCAAACGCGGUUCAUUUCUCUCUCAAAUUGGAUCAGAGUAUGAAAUCGUUGGUUUUAUCGUCGGUAAAGGAAAUGAAAAAUACUGUCGUCAUAGUCGGACAUUGGUUGCUUCUAGCCUAUGGAAUCAUUUCAUUGGAUCAACAUCUUGCCUUUCUAGCAUUCGUGCCAUUUCCAGCAAUCUUUUAUAUCAUCACCGUUAAGUUUACCGACCCUGGCGAAUUUCACAUUCGAGAAGAGCGUAGUAGUUAGAGUACAUACUAGAAUGAAUAGUGUAAAGUAAUAAUUUAUGUUUAAUAUACGAGCCGUGACUUAGAGUUA
Molecule: messenger RNA, 1092 nt
Organism: Bradysia coprophila
Lineage: Eukaryota; Metazoa; Arthropoda; Insecta; Diptera; Sciaridae
Product: JNK1/MAPK8-associated membrane protein-like
Biological process (GO): ERAD pathway; response to unfolded protein
Cellular component (GO): membrane
Molecular function (GO): ubiquitin protein ligase binding
Source: RefSeq, a predicted model, not a curated record